AAUAGACUCCCCCCUACCGCCGCCCCAUCCCCGCUCCCGUGGCCGCCAACCCAUCCGCCGUCAACAACACACCAUCGCGCUGCCACCACCGCCGCCGCCGACGAUCGUCCGCCAAUGCACUUUCCCACUUUUCGUGCGCGUUAAAUAAUGCACCGCGUGACGACGCUCCGUCGUCGCCGUGGGAUAUCCGGGCGCUCUCGGACGACGACGAGGACGACGAUUGUCGGUCUGGCGCGACGACGACGACGGCCACAACGACGUGUCGCCAGCGCGCCUAGCGAUAUAGCGAUGUCCGCGUAAUGACGACAUUCGACCCCAACGACGACGGGUACACCUUGGACGAAAGAGUUCUUUGUCCGCUCGCGCUCGAGGAUUAUGCGUGCAAUCGCCGCUCGUAUUGCGAUGUUCUGCCAGUAAAGAGAAUAUUUCUCUCUGGUGCAGAGCGGAGUCGGGUCGAGGCUGUUUGUACGCUUCUCGACGACACUCGGGGUAGAUAAAAUUAAUUUGGAGUAAAAGAUGUCUGCGGAAUCACCAAGACGAGGUGUGCAUAAAGGAGUUCAAGUUGUCUCACCUCAACCCAUAGUGGAUCGAUCGAUUAUUGAUAGUGUUGCUGGAAUCAUCAACGACAUUGUGCCACAGGGAUACGCUGGAGUAUCCAACUCCGAUAACAAGGAAACCAUAUCAUGGGCACGAUUUGAGUAUGCGGAUAUAAAUGACCCCGUUUUAUAUCCCGACUACAAUGAGGGUUCCAGUACACCACCAUUGUUAUUGGUGCUAGGAUAUGCGACUGGUGUUCAGGUAUGGCUGAUAGCAGCGACGGGAGAGGCAACAGAGGUCUUAUCAUGGCGGCAGGGCGUGGUUCGUACUCUUCGAAUUCUACCAAAUCCAAAGACUGACGACGAACACGUCGACCCAUUCGAAGCGAAACGGCCGAUGGUAGCCAUCUGCGAUUCCGCUGGUCCGGGACCACAAUUUUGCCACAUCAGUUUCAUCUCCUUAAAAACCAGCGAGCAAGUGAAAAGCAUAAAAUUCAAAAAUCCCGUCUGCGAUGUGUUAGCGAACAGGCGAUCCGUGGUUGUGACGUUCUUAGAAAAAAUUGCGGUCUUCGAUGCCAGAACAUUAGAGGAUGUUAUAACGAUCACCACUUGCUAUGCCAGCCCUGGCCCGAAUCCAAACCCCGUCGCUCUGGGAACACGAUGGCUUGCUUACAGCGAGAGAAAACUGUUACCCGCAAGAAGAAGCAGUGGCGGUUGCGAAGGCGAGGGUGUACAAAGUUACACGGCGACGGUUCUAUACGCGGCGAAGUCAUUGGGCAAGGGUCUUCGUGGACUCGGGGAGACUGUAGCCUCGAGUCUCACGGGGAACUCCGUUUCACCGAUGGCCGUCAACAGCACGGGCAACGACGUGACACAGCCGGGUGUCGUGACGAUAUUGGAUCUUCAAGCGGCGAAAGAGGAGAAAGAGCUAGACGAUGCGAAUAUAGAGACUGUAAUUGCUCAUUUUACUGCCCAUAGUGACGCGAUCGUUGCCAUGACGUUCGACUUAACCGGCGCGUUAUUAAUGACAGCGGACAGAAGAGGACAUGAUUUUCAUGUAUUCAGAAUUCAGCCGCAUCCCGGCGGCCCGACACUGGCGGCAGUGCAUCACCUGUAUAUUUUACAUCGUGGCGACACCACCGCGAAAGUACAGGACAUGGUGUUCUCGAGCGACACACGUUGGGCCGCAAUUUCCACCGUGAGAGGUACCACUCACGUUUUCCCUGUCGCUCCUUACGGUGGUCUCGUGGGCGUGAGGACGCAUUCUACGCCUCAUGUGGUCAACAGACUGUCGAGAUUCCACAAGAGCGCGGGCUUGACGGACGACGGCACUCGGUCUCAUUCGCCUGUGUCUCACGCGGAGCUACCUCUGUCCGUGUAUCCGUAUUCGAACCCUCGACUUCCACCGUACCCGCUUCCAACGAUACUGCAUCCUUUGUCGCAGAUACGGCAACCUUCAUCGCUGAAUCACGUCAACAGCUCCUCACAACCGAGCAGGCCGCAGCAGAGACAACGAUUACAUUCGGACGACAGCGGAACCUUGCCGUUGAAGAUUUGUGUGUGCUUCGCUCCCCCAAGAGCCUGGAUAUACGCGCAAAGGGAGUCCAGCAGCAAGGCUGUCAAGAGGGCUGUUGAUUCACUGUUCAUUAUGGCGUGUCACGGCAAUCUGAUACAGUACGACUUGGAACCUAAACCGGCUGCUGGAGUGCCAAAGGAAAAAGUUUGCGACGACACCAUGAUCGAGUUGGAAGUCGAGGCGAAGGGCCAGUGGCCGCUUUUGAGAAUACCCACCUCUUCGGAAAUUGCCCCACCGUUGCCUCUAUCCAAUCCGUUGCUCAGCGUUACGUUCGCGCCGAAGAACAGCCAGGAGCUCGACACAGCUGAGGAUCGCUGGUUGAGUCAAGUGGAGAUCGUGACGCACGCCGGACCGCACAGACGAUUGUGGAUGGGACCGCAGUUCGUGUUCAAGACUUACAACGCGCCAAGCGGUGUCUCCGUCAAUUUGGUCGAAGCGGAAGCGGUCGAGAUCGGAGUCACAUCCGGUGGGUCACGUCCGGCGAGGUCGAAGCCCGUCAAUAUGCCGCAUGCGUCCUCCAGACCCCUGAUGCCAGUCGUUAUUGACGGAUCCGGAAGCAGUUACGAGCAAUCGCCGAGGUUCAUGGAAGCUUACGGCGAUCCGUUGGACAGCGAGAACGUGGCCGUCGGUAGCUGCGAGAGUCAGCUGAGGGAAGAUCUUGCAGAAGCUAUGCUCGAGAUAUCCAUCGCGUCGCACCGUGCUCCAGGUAGGCGAUCGGUAUUUGAGAGGGUGGGUCAGCCGGUAACUAAAGUCGUCAACCCUCUUGGCACCGUGAUUACCGUGUCGGCCGACGAGGAGGACAAUGUUAGCAACUCCGGUCAGGAGUUGUUCGACUCCGCGGAGGAGAUACUCGCGCCGCCAGAGGUACCUAGAAGCGUGUGCGCUGAGGAGGGUCCGGCCUCGCUCGGCGACCUCGAGCCGCCGGAGUGCGGCCAGACGCUGCGCGAUCUCACCGAGAUCUGCGCGGAGAUGCGCUCGGCGAGCGAGCCGGCGAUCGACAGCGUACCCGACGAAAACAUACGCGAGCUGAGCGAGCGUAGGGCUCUCUGCGCGGAGAUGAGGACAGCGGCGACCGGGAGCGGCAGCGACGUCUCGUCGAUCGACUUUGAAAGGGAGGAGGCGUUUCGCGACGUACCGACGAGCCUGAGCCUGUGCGCCGAGCAAGGUGAGAUCCCGAAUAGUCCGAUGACGCGGGCCAAGGAGACCGUCUGGUACUGCAAGAAGUCGUCGUCGGGCAAGCGCGACGAUCACGAGGAGGCGCGCGAGAGGAACUUCGCCAAGGCUAAGUAUGUCGUCAACUAUGACGACGACAGUGUCACGUUGAUGGAGAACAGAACGGCGACCACGGCGGCGAUCACGAUGAUGCGCGAGAAGAACACGACCGACGAGGCGAGAGUAUUCGCGGAUGAGGAACAGCACGCGGUGGGACGAGGAGCGCUGAAGAAGUCCGCGAGGCGAACUGGCGUCGUGGAUCCCGAGAGAUCGUCGUCCAAGAAGUCCGGUUCGGCGGGCACGUCAUCAAACAGUUCGGACUCCACGCGGAAACGUCCAGUCGAGCAGCUGAGUCGUGUGGAGAAGUAUUUGGUGAAAGAGGACGAGGACAGCGUCAUCAUCGAGGACGUGAGACGCGGUGAGUCGAUGAAUGUUUGUGCGCGCAGGCAGAACAGAUUCGAUGAGAGAGCAAACGACGACUGCGUCGACGAAACGGAGGUUCUCUAUGUCGGGGAGACGAGUAAGAAGGGACCCGACCUUUCUCGUCGCAGAAUGACUGCGACCUUUUCCUGGCACAAAAACAAGACCAAGACCGGUAUCGUGUCGCAAGAUUCUUGCUCCGGCAAGGACGGCGGGGUAUCGUGCGAGGUCAAGAAAAGCGAGCGCACGAAGGAAGAGUCCUCGACGAGCGACGGAGUGAGGGAGAAGGCUAAAGCCACGGAAGCGAGAGCGAGAGUGCGGAUGUUGAGCGACGACGACGACGACGACGAUGACGAGUUACCGCCGUUGGAUCCUCCUCCCCUGGAUGACUUUAGCUCCAUCGAGUACCACAUGGUGGCGGAAGCCGGCGGUUGUCCAGCUGGCAAGGACGCCGCCGCUUCCUCCACCCAGUCGGACGACGACAUCGAGCACAUCCAUAUGGAUUCCGAGAUGAUGCAGCUGCGCGAACGCGCGGAGACCAGCGAUCGUGUCUGCGCAGACCCGACGUCCGGGUCGUCGCGCGGCCAGGAACUGUCCCCUGUGGCGCACCAAAGGAAGAGCAGCAAGAGCACUAUCUCGGACGACGACCUGGAGUACAUACACAGCUCCGAGCUUGGCGAUGCUCCUGAGCGUACGGACGCCAAGUCCUCCAGGAAGGUGGACGGGGUCGGAAACGAUGGUGGCUCGCGCAUGGCAGGUCGCAGACACAGCAAGCACGCGUUAUCCUCCGACGACGACUUGGAGCAUGUGCAGCAUUCCGAGAUCCGCGAGCUGGAGCGCGCAUCGCAGAAGUCGCUAACAAUGAUCGCCGCCGUGGAGAAGAGCUUGACGAGGCAGCAGGAGCUGCCGUCGAUGGCGGAGCAGCAGGCAGCUGCUCCGAAGCCGUCCAAGUCGAGCAAGAGGCGGAAGGAUAUCAUGGUGAUCGACAGUGAAGCCGCGGAGGCCGCGGCACAGAUCACCGUGAUCUAUAAUCCUUUGGAGGAGGUCUGCGACGCUAAAUGUGGCACGGAGCACAAACAGGAAGCAACGUACCCGGUGAGUCCCACAAGGAAGGCCAAGAGUCGCGGCGCCUCGAGAACCUCGAGCUCCUUCUCUGCAUCAUCAUCGUUAUCGUCGUCGUUGCCAGGCAAGCGUGCUCCUCAGUCGACGGCGGGUGCUGUUGAAAUCAUCGAUAUCGACGCGAUAGAGAAAGCCGAGAAGAUGUGCGCGGUGACGGCGGCGGCGGCGGCGGCGGCGGCGGCGGACACCCCCAAGUGCAAGAUACUGCCGCUGUUGCCGAAGGCCAUCGUCGCCGGCGCGCGCACCAAAAAGUCACGCAAGAGCAAAAAGUGGCACGCGGACAGCCAGUCGUCGCAGGACAGCGCGGCGGACUCGUCGUUCCACUCGUCCAAGGUGAAGAUGGUCGAGCUUCAGGAAGCCGUGGAGGAGGAGGUGCUGGUGGCCGACUCCAAGUGGCGGGAGCCGAGAGCACAGGAGAUAUCCUGGAGCUCGAUCGUCAAGAAGAACGUCUCCUCGCUGUCAGACGCGAAGGAGCUCGACUUGGAGCCGCUGAUGGAGGUGGAGGAGAGGUCGUCGGACAACUGCGGCCUGGACCUCUCGUCCGAGUCGGCUGUUCGCACGACGUCACGCGGACGCCAGAACUCUCGACGUGCUUCUGCGCCUAAGGAGGAAGAGGAAGAGGAGGAGGACGAAGAAGGGGAAGAGGAGGAAGAGGAGCUCGGUGUAGAGGAGAACAACGUCGACCCGACGACAACGACAGCGGCGGCGGCGGCGACUGUGGUGACGCUGACGCUGAACGACAGUAUCCUCAUAGACCUUCUCGGGCCGGCGAUGUUUGAAGACAACGACGACGCCGCGCGCACAAACCCGCCGCGCAGAAUCAAGUAUCACGACGCCGUGGCUGCGACGGCGACGAAGACGAUGGAGGAUGGUGGUCCUCCUGUCUCGGCGGAAGUAGUAGCCGAGCGGCGGCGACGUCAACGAUUCGUUGACGACGACGAUGACGACUAUAGCGGCGGCGGCGACGGCGACGACGACGACGAUGCCGAAACACGUCGAGGUAACGCAGCCGUGAGAGGAGGAGAAUCGCAAGAAUCUUGUUUGCAGCUCGCCGCGGCGCGCCGUCGACGGCGACAGGCGGAAAAGAGCCGCGCGUCCGCCGAGCGGGACGCGCCUCCGGAUGCGGCUCGGAACGCGGCCAGAGCCGAGCUCGAGUCCACCACCGACAAGCGUAGCGACUCGGAAGAGCGUGGCGAGCGGCUGUCGUCCGGCCGCUACUCGAUCUGGUCGGACGAGCUGAUCGACGACACGACGCACGUCGUGCCCGACACCGACGGGGAUCACGACGCCGGCAAUCGCGGCAUCGUCUGGUCCGACGAGCACGACGACAACAACGCCUGCUGCACGCAGCAGGACGCCGCGAGAAGAAACGGCAACGGGACCUUCUGGACUCGCACGUACAUCCACUCGAUGAAUAUCCACAGGAAAGCCUACAACAGCCGGUCCAAGAAGAAAAAGCGCAGAUGAGUAGAGGAUUGCGUGGACGUGCCUGGGGCCAGCCUUGCCCUUUACAUACUGCUGAUGCAAGUCACGGGGGUGGAUUAGCGUUCUGAACGAUUAGCGAGGGAAUUCGUCGAGAUCGUGCUCGGUCGUUCUUCUCUCCUCUCUGUAGAUGAAUGUAGACCUCGAAGGGUACCCACCGUGCUAGCGAACGAACGAUAGGCAGGUAGAUAAGUAGAUAGAUCGUUCAUUCGUUUGUUGAUUCGUUCGUUCGUUCGUUCGUUCGUUCGUUCGUUCGUUUGUGCGAUCGGUGCCGAUCGGCGUGUGUUUCGCUACAAUGACGACGACCGUCUCUCUCUCUUCUCCCGUUCUCUCUCUGAGUCGAGAGUCCGCUUCUCUUCGUUUCCGCGUCCGAUCAGUAGUAGACAGUUACCUGCUGCACAAGAGCAGAUAUACACACACACACACACACACAUACACACAUCACGUUUUCACGGGCAAGGCUGUGCUUUGGCGAACAUUAGAAGAGAGCUUUGUUGUUAGAACUUUGAACUCGUUAGCUCUAGACAAGCUGAUAGAAUUAACGAGGAGAGCUCUUUGAACACUGGACCCUUUGCUAGUUCGACGUCUAGGCAACUCCCACGUAGCAAUUUCGAUUUGACUGCCUUAGGUUGUAAUGAGGAAGUAAUAAGUUUGAAUCUUCUCCUUCUCUUCGUCUCUAUCUCUUUCUCUGUUUACUUGUGGCGCAAAGGAUAAAAGAAAAGAAAACGACGAGUGCGCAUAUACCGUUUCGCCCACUGUCGUCGAUCCUGUCGUGCUGUUCGGUGCAGUUCACGAUCCAUGGCGAAUAAUUGGGUCAUCAAGGUGUUCAUUUGCGGGGCUAAUCUUCGCCGCUGUCGAGCGGAACCGUUUUUGCGCGCGCGCGCAAUAGGCCAUACUUCUUUGUCGUACAAUGUGUCUCAUUAAGCUCAUCCAGCUCUCGUAUUCACACACUCACACCGUCACGGGGAUAUGCUUUCUGUGAAAGCCAGGCAACGUAAACCAGCGUCCGAAUAUUUCACGGUCACAUUCUUGUCGCGCGUACACUGUCCGAAUAAUAGGGGCGUAAUUUGGUGUACGCGAUAUCACAGUUCGCCGAGAUCCGCUUGUCUCUCUCUUUUUCUCCCUCUUUUUCUCUCUGAUCGUGAUCGGUCGUGAAAAGCGAGAGAAACAGCGUCACCGCUCACGUUGAAUGCGGUCGAUCGUUUCCGUUCUCGAUUAGGAACAUCCUCCUAACUUCGUCAGGCGCAGGUUCUCGUCACACGCAAACAUGUUACACAUGAAAUCAAAACUGCACUGGUUGCAGCGAAAGUAUCUUUAGUUGACGGGAGAUGCUGGAUACUGACUUGUGACGCAGUUUCGUACUUUGCAUCAUUUUUGCGUAUAGACAGGGUGGGGGUUAGGUAGUUUUUUUUUUUUAACUAAAUUGUGUCUAGUUGUCUGUGGUCUUUAAAUUAACUUAGGUCACGUGAAAAAUUAUGUUAAAAGUUGCGCAAACGAAAGUCAAUGAAAAGUCAAGUGGACGUUAAAUCAACUUAUUGAAGUUAAAAGUUAGCUAUACAAAACAAUACUCAUACAGCACAAAUCUCCAAAAGACGUUCUAAAGACUUUCUAAGGGCAUUCAUACAUCCUAAAAACAUUCACAAACUAUCAAAAACAAAAGAAUUUUUAUCUACAAAAUCUACUUUUGUUUAUACAAUAUUUGGUGUCUUCCAUGGAUUGACAUUAUAUUUUCACAGUGUAAGAGCAUCUACAAUUCUAUGCAAUUACAUAGAAAAACAGUGUAAACUGCGGAACUAUAUUGUGUCAGUAUACAGCAUCCCUUUAAAGAAGUAUUUUCUUGUUUUCCGUACGCGCAUCAUAUAAUUAUACUUUCUCUCUCUUUCUCGAAAGUUUCUCGAGACCUCGAGAAUUGAUUUAACGACGAUUUCGCAGAUUGACAUUCACAUACCUCAAAGCAGUACCUUAGAAACGACCAGAUCGAGUGGCGUUUCUGUUCUAGCGAAGUAUUUCCGAAUUUUGACGUUCGGCCACGACAAAUAAUAAGUGUUUUAACAAUAACAAAAGUAAUGUCAGACGGAUGAUUUCAAUGGACACGUUGUAAUGUACACGUGCGAAUAUGCACUUCACUAAAGAGGUGUGAAGAGAUUGUCGUUGUAUAAUUGACCGAGCGAUUAAGGAGUUUAUUCACCAGUAUUGCAUUACGACACGUCCUUUUUUAGGAAAAUUUUACGGGAAAUCCAUAAUGUAUGUAACGUGAAUUGUAGAUUUUCAGUAAAAUUCUUUUCAAACAGGACGUUUCGGAUUGCAAUCCAGGCGUACAUUUUCACUGACGUAUCAUCAGUGGUGCGUUCGAGGAGCUCGCUAUUAACGCUAUUUAGUGUUACCGUAUCAUUCUAUCCUUGUAUAUCUAAAGGGUGAUAAAAAUAAAAAAGAUGCGAUAGUGUUGGUAGACGAUGGCUGCACUGCAGACAGUUAUCGAUUCUUUGUCUGGAGUUCGAUGCGUAUCUCACGGAUACUCGCGUUAGUAUCAGAUGGCAAUCGUUGUAUUGCCACGGAGCCAGAGAAUGCAAAUGACGAGAAGUUCACUGUUGUGUCUUUGAGCGAUUUGGCUUGAGUUGAAGCACUCGACACCGCAUUAAUAAACGUGAAGUUAAAGCCUCACGCUGUUAGCUGGCUGUUCCUCGAAGCCAGCUAACCUCGGUCACUCCAACCUCAAAGACCGAGUUUUUAGCUUCUAUUUUAUUGCCGAGGACUUUUUCAGAUCAAUAGAGUUUUCAUUGAGAGUGAUGUUUGGUUGUUGGAGUGAUGAAAUGUAAGGUCUGGCAAGAGUGACUGACUGACGGUUCUUUCGACUGUCUUUCGCUUAAACAAGGAAUUUUCUUGUAUAAAUUGCGCGUUUCAAGGUUGAUGAGAUCGUAGUAUCCCUCGUGGCUUUGAGCGACGAUCGUAGAUUUAGAAAUCUAGAGUACAAUUCUUCCCCAUUGGUUAUUUCUACUCUCUUGAAAAGUCACUGAUAUCAGUUAUAAUUAUAGCACUGAGCAGUUUCAGUUUAACUGCAAAUCAGUGUACAUUCACUGCUUUCAAUGAUGUUUCAUUGAUUCAUUUUAAGAGAGUACGUUUCCAAAGAUGUGAUUGCAUCAUUAUUGGUUCAAGAAUGUAAAAGCUUGUGUUCUGAACAAUAUUGAAAAGAGUAUGCUCGGCCGUGAGUUCAUGUUCGUUCUUCAACUUGAUGGACAAUCGACAAAAAGCGGUUUCGUAGUUUUCUCUUUUCUUCUAAUUGGAUGCAUCAGAUUGAAAACACUUUUGAAACAGAAUGAAAGUACAAAUGUUUAUAAGUGGCUGAUGCUAAAUAAUUACAUGAAUUCGAUAAAAAAAACUUUUUUUAUCAUCAGUUGGUAAAUAAAAAUUUUUUCUGUUUCAUGCAACUGUUUAGCAUCAGCUAUUUAUUAAUGUUUGUAUUUUUACUCUAUGAAAGCAUUUUAAACUUGAUGCACCUAAUUAGAAGAAAAGCUACAAAACUGUGUUAUAUCGAUAUCCAGCAUCGCUCUAAUCCGGAUAGAAAUAAAAAGUUUUUAGAGCUUUAUGCUAUAAGGCUUAUAAUUUCUGAUAAAAAGCGUUUUUUGCACUGGAGCGUUCUUCAACAAUUGGAAUCUGGCCAAUUCGUUUAAAGCUUAGGGAUUAUGACUUCAGGCAGCAACAGAAAACGUUUGUAGUCGAAAAUUACAUAGUUUCAAGCUGAGAGUAUAAGGUUCUAAAGAUUCUAAAGGUUCUAAAGGACUACUAUACUUCUUGUAGACUCGGACUUAAGCGUUUAGUUUAAGUGAAUAAACUCCUUAACGCUGACUGCUUUGCGCUUCGAUGGCUUCUCCCGUCGAAGUGAAACGUAUUGUCUUUGUUUCGCUGAAUUAAUUGGCGCCUCGUUCGCGCGCGAUCAGAAGCUCUCCGUCCCGAAACCGGGCGGUCCUUUAUUACUCAGAGAAUCGUAUUAAACGUUCGUAUUGUAGUUAUUUAUUUUCGAGCAGAUUUUAGGAAGGCCGAAAAGUAUGUACGCGCUGCGCAGACAAGUAUUCUUCCUUGACGCAUCCUCUCCGCGGGAAAAAUAUUUUUUAUUUUGCCCUUUCUGCGAUGACUGAUGCGAGCCAAAUGAGAUCUUCGUUGCGAAUCACGCUGAAGAAGCAAUUGUACGUCGUACAAUAUGCUUGUUUCUCCACUUACUUCUGUUUUCUCCUGCUUUCUUCUGUUCACACAGAAAUUUCGUAUUGUUUUCUUUGUUUUAAGACAGCCAAUGUUUUUUGUUGUAUCAGCUAAUCGUGCAAAGAAGCCAUCAUACUUUUCUGUCAAUUCGUUUUAGGUGAAAAAUGUCAAGGGAAAAGACGUUGUCCUGUUGAUAGUUUGUGUCACUUAGGAAUUAAGAUAGUUUAAGAAACAGAACUGUAUACACACAUCAAACUUUCACACUUUCGGACGUAAUCACAUCGGGGAGGUUCUCUUGGUCUUAGCUGACAGCUUCUUACUUUCUCCACUUUGUUCUUUCGCUCUUCUCCGCAAUCGGUAGCGUCAUCCUUCUCUCUAGUCCCUCUCUAUUUCUUCUUGCUCUUUCGUAUUUUCGCUAUGCAUACAUCAGGAGAGGAAGCUGAUCGAACGAACAAAGUUGAUCAGUCUGCCCGCUCGAACGAAUGAAGGAUUCUGAGCGGGAGAAAGUGGCCUAAAGCUUUAUAAUACGCGCAACUUUCAAUUCGCACUUGUUUCGUGGUUAUUUAUUGUAUUCAUUUGCGUUUGUGUCUGAUGCACAAACCUUGCAAAUUGCAAAUUCGAUCCACUCUCGCUCUGAACACUUCGAGUAUCAAGUCGAUGGAACGUAAUAGGCGUUGACUGAAUGGCAAAUUCGUGCAGUUGUGUAUUAGCGAGAUAAAACGACAGCUGAGCAUAUUAGUUAUAUAAUUUACAGUAACUACGAGUAAGUUUUUUGAUUAGUAAUCGUGAAGUUAAUCAUAAUAAAUUAGCUGUACGAAAUUUGCCCGAUCGACGUGAUCCGUUCAAUGCCGGCGGACUUGUUCGUUCAGUUGAUUCUCCCGACAAGGAAACGUCAAAAAAAAUGGCCUAUACAGGCAUGUGCUUAGCGUGCAAAUUUCCUUUCCGGAUGUUACAUCGCGCGAAGGAUACAACAAAGCCGAAGGAAAACAAACAAAAAAAAAAA
Odontomachus brunneus is the source of this 11542-nucleotide messenger RNA. RefSeq lists its product as uncharacterized. The record is from RefSeq and is a predicted model, not a curated record. Gene Ontology annotation, biological process: response to starvation; autophagy. Gene Ontology annotation, cellular component: cytoplasm. Lineage: Eukaryota; Metazoa; Arthropoda; Insecta; Hymenoptera; Formicidae. The transcript has 11 exons. The coding region runs from base 517 to 6330 and encodes 1937 amino acids. Gene Ontology annotation, molecular function: protein binding.